AUUGUAACGAAAAAUGUCUGUCAUCACACAGCCACCAUUCAUUGCAUUGGACACCGAAAAGCCAAACCGUGUAAUGUGCGACAAAUCGAUAUUAUAUAAUUUUUUUCUUUCAGAAAAUUUGUUGUGAUUUAAUCGAGAGCAUCCGUUUAUAUUAGUGUGCGAAAACAUUACGCCAAUAUAGAUAACCGUUCAAGGUCCUCCUUUUAUAGGGUUUGGGUACCUAUACCAAAGUGAGACGUUCGUCUUGCAGUUCAGUUCGUUCAAAAAUUCAGACAUCAAAGCACAUAUUGAAACAGAAAAAUGAAUAUUUUUAUAUGUUUGACGAUUUUCGUUGCAUCGGCCGUGCUAGUGGCCCACGAUUGUCGGGCCGCACCUGCUGUGCCUUCGUUCACCGACGAGAAGGCAGACCAUGAGAGCCUAGACGUCAACGAAGUGGGACCGGCCGGGGAGGACUGGAAGCUGUACAACCUGUUGACGAAGACCAAGUCGUACGAUCCGUCGGACACCGAAAAAACCCAGGAACUACUGAAGGAGAUCGAAGAGUAUACGAGGCUGAUCACGACCACGGACGCAGGGACGACCGACGUUCCAGCCGACGACUCUACGGAACCCCCAGCCGCGGACACGACGGACGUGAGCGAAACGGAUCCCGCGUCGUCCGACUGGUUCGCCUCGACGUGGAGGAACAUGAACAGGAACAACGACGGCGACGAAAUGAUGGGCAGGCAGCAACAAGACGACGGCAACGUGGAAGAAAUCAUCAGGAAGAUUUCCAACGACUUGAAGAAACUGUACGUGAAAAUCAAACAAGUGAUUACGGUGGUGAAAAACUGGGUCAACCACGCUAGAGGUUCAACAAUUGAAUAUGAUGGAUACCCAAUGUCUGCAAGUACUUCUGAAUCGGAUGGAGUAUUUGUAAUUGCUGAUCCUCUAAUUGGGGACAUAGAUAAAUCUAAUAAGUAUACAUUACCCAUAAAUGAGGAUUAAGUUAUAAAUAUUAAUUUCCGAUUAAACUUAUAUAACUUAUUGAAAUCACAUAUCAACCUCAAAUUGGUAAUUUAAAUUAUAUUAUUUAAGUUUAUUUUUACUUAGUAAAAUAUUGUUCCUUUAU
Melanaphis sacchari is the source of this 1111-nucleotide messenger RNA. RefSeq lists its product as uncharacterized. The transcript has 3 exons. The coding region runs from base 301 to 987 and encodes 228 amino acids. The record is from RefSeq and is a predicted model, not a curated record. Lineage: Eukaryota; Metazoa; Arthropoda; Insecta; Hemiptera; Aphididae.